AUGAAUUAUUCAGGGGCGCGUGAGGUCGUCAUCAAUGGUUAUACUGAUUUCAGGUAUAAUAAUAAAUAUGGUUAUCAAUCAUAUGGACAGGGCGUGAGCAUUGAGCUCAAGUACAUCUCGACAGGUGGGUUAUUAAGAGCAAGGCAUAAAGGAACAAAAAAUUCUUUUGGUACAUCAGAUCAUGAAAAAAUGAAUAUAGAAGUGGAGAGAAAAAAUAAGGAGGCCUUAUUGAAUAUGCCGUAUAAGUAUUAUUUAACUGAUGACGGAAGAUAUAUCAAAACCACUAUUAAAGUGGUUUUGGAAAAUGGGGUAACCCAAUUGAAAUCUUACAUUAAGGUUAUCGAAAAAGGAAAAGUUACUAAGUAUAAUGAUAUGGGCAUUAUUGAUGACCAUAUCAAUACCCUAAAAACAAAAAAACCAUGUGUUAUACAUGAAUUCGUUGUUUUGGUAAUUGGAUUUUGGGCAGUAUUAUGGAGACAAGUAGAUGGG
Molecule: messenger RNA, 489 nt
Organism: Dentiscutata erythropus
Lineage: Eukaryota; Fungi; Glomeromycota; Glomeromycetes; Diversisporales; Gigasporaceae
Source: the annotation of a GenBank genome assembly